Molecule: messenger RNA, 4393 nt
Organism: Sorex fumeus (smoky shrew)
Lineage: Eukaryota; Metazoa; Chordata; Mammalia; Eulipotyphla; Soricidae
Gene: STXBP5L
Product: syntaxin binding protein 5L
Exons: 30
Coding region: 127-3897 (1256 amino acids)
Biological process (GO): regulation of exocytosis; regulation of protein secretion
Cellular component (GO): SNARE complex; plasma membrane; cytoplasm
Molecular function (GO): syntaxin binding; GTPase activator activity; myosin II binding
Source: RefSeq, a predicted model, not a curated record
CCAGCACCGCGGAGAGCGCCGGGCGCCGCGAGCAGCAGGACCGAGCGGCGGGAGCCGGGCGCCACCGGCAGCGUCCUGGGCUGGCAGACGGCGAGCGGCGGCUGAGGAAGGCGCCUGGUUUUUAAAAUGAAGAAGUUUAAUUUCCGAAAAGUUUUGGAUGGCUUAACUGCCUCCUCCCCUGGCAGUGGUAGCAGCAGUGGCGGUAACAGUGGUGGCGGGGCUGGAAGUGGUUCCGUGCAUCCAGGAGGGACUGCAGGGGUUCUCAGAGAGGAGAUUCAGGAAACCCUUACUUCAGAGUAUUUCCAAAUUUGCAAGACAGUUCGACAUGGUUUUCCUUAUCAGCCCACAGCACUGGCUUUUGACCCAGUUCAGAAAAUCUUGGCUAUUGGGACGAGAACAGGUGCUAUACGAAUACUUGGGAGACCUGGUGUUGAUUGUUAUUGCCAACAUGAGAGUGGUGCAGCAGUCCUACAACUCCAAUUCUUGAUAAAUGAGGGUGCUUUGGUGAGUGCAAGUUCAGAUGAUACACUUCAUUUGUGGAACCUCAAACAAAAAAGGCCAGCUAUUCUGCAUUCUCUUAAAUUCAACCGAGAACGGUUCUUGAGGUGUGGGAGCUUAGUUAUUGAUUUGAGACUUUUCCUCUUUUCUAAUAGUAAAUGGCUCUAUGUUGGAACAGAAAGAGGAAAUACACAUAUUGUAAAUAUUGAAUCUUUCAUUCUUUCUGGAUAUGUUAUCAUGUGGAACAAGGCAAUUGAACUAUCCACAAAGACUCAUCCAGGUCCAGUUGUACAUUUAAGUGAUAGCCCAAGAGAUGAAGGAAAACUGCUAAUAGGUUAUGAAAAUGGUACUGUAGUAUUCUGGGACUUGAAAUCUAAAAGAGCAGACCUGAGAGUUUAUUAUGAUGAGGCUAUUCAUUCAAUUGAUUGGCAUCAUGAGGGCAAACAGUUCAUGUGCAGCCAUUCAGAUGGCAGCUUGACUUUAUGGAACCUGAAAAGCCCAAGUCGUCCUUUCCAGACAACAAUUCCACAUGGAAAAAGUCCAAGAGAAGGAAGAAAAUCUGAAUCAUGUAAACCAAUUCUCAAAGUAGAGUACAAGACCUGUAAAAAUAGUGAACCUUUUAUAAUAUUUUCUGGCGGACUGUCCUAUGACAAAGCUUGCAGAAAACCAAGUUUAACCAUCAUGCAUGGAAAAGCAAUUACAGUACUUGAAAUGGAUCACCCUAUUGUUGAAUUUCUAACGUUAUGUGAAACACCCUAUCCAAAUGAAUUUCAAGAACCCUAUGCUGUUGCAGUACUUCUGGAGAAAGAUCUCAUUGUAGUUGAUCUGACACAAAGCAAUUUUCCAAUCUUUGAAAAUCCAUAUCCCAUGGACAUUCAUGAAUCACCAGUUACAUGUACAGCAUAUUUUGCUGAUUGCCCUCCAGAUUUGAUACUAGUCCUCUACUCUACAGGAGUCAAGCAUAAAAAACAAGGAUACAGUAAUAAGGAGUGGCCAGUCAGUGGAGGAGCUUGGAACCUUGGAACACAAACAUUUCCAGAAAUUAUUAUUACUGGCCAUGCAGAUGGAUCAGUAAAAUUUUGGGAUGCUUCUGCAAUAACUUUGCAGAUGCUGUACAAGUUAAAAACUUCAAAAGUAUUUGAAAAACAGAAGCCAGGAGAAGGAAAACAGACAUGUGAAAUUGUAGAGGAAGAUCCAUAUGCCAUUCAGAUGAUUUACUGGUGUCCAGAGAGCAGAAUAUUCUGUGUAUCAGGAGUCUCUGCAUAUGUCAUAAUUUAUAAAUUCAGCAAACAUGAAAUUACAACAGAAAUAGUGUCACUAGAAGUACGUCUUCAGUGUGAUGUGGAAGAUAUUAUUACCCCUGAAGCAGAAACAAGUCCUCCAUUCCCAGAUCUCUCAUCUCAGCUUCCUUCUUCAAGAAGUCUUUCUGGAAGUACUAAUACUGUAGAAAGUGAAGGAGCAACGAAAGAUAGUAUUCCAUGUCUCAAUGUUAAGUCUAAACCAGUCCGAAUGCCCCCAGGCUAUCAAGCAGAACUUGUUAUUCAGCUGGUGUGGGUGGAUGGAGAACCUCCUCAACAGAUUACUAGUCUUGCUGUAAACUCAGCAUAUGGCAUAGUUGCAUUUGGAAACUGCAAUGGAUUGGCUGUGGUGGAUUUUAUACAGAAGACAGUACUGUUAAGCAUGGGGACCAUUGACCUAUAUAGAUCAAGUGAUCUAUACCAACGACAACCAAGGUCUCCUCGAAAAAACAAGCAGUUCAUUGCAGAUUCUGGUAUGAUAUCACUUCCUUUCACUUUAGACUAUUUCUCUCUCUUUCCUCUGCCUGCUGCUGAUGCUGGUGCUCUGGCAUGUUCCAAAGACAACUUUUGCAUGCGUGGCCUGUCUAACUUUUAUCCUGAUUUAACGAAACGGAUCCGUACUUCCUAUCAGAGUUUAACCGAGCUGAAUGAUGGUCCAGUACCCCUGGAACUUGAGCGCUGCAAAUCUCCCACUUCAGGACUUGCUACCAGAACUCCUGAUGCAGCACCAGGUUUUUAUAGGAAUGACAUACCAACUGUAAGACAGAGGAAUCAAGUACAUCACUUGCCAGAUCAUGUAAAUGGACAUUGUACAAGCCCAACUCAGAGUUGUGGUUCUGGAAAACGUCUUUCUAGUGCUGAUGUUUCAAAAGUAAAUCGCUGGGGACCCGGAAGACCACCAUUUCGAAAAGCACAGUCGGCUGCUUGCAUGGAAAUUUCAUUACCAGUUACAACAGAAGAAAGCCGUGAAAAUUCCUAUAAUCGUUCUAGAAGCUCUAGCAUCUCCAGCAUUGACAAAGAUUCUAAAGAAGCAAUUACAGCACUAUACUUCAUGGAAUCCUUCGCUCGUAAAAAUGACUCUACUAUCUCCCCCUGUUUGUUUGUUGGAACUAGUUUGGGAAUGGUUUUAAUCAUCUCCUUAAAUCUACCUUCAGCGGAUGAACAAAGAUUUACAGAACCAGUCAUGGCAUUACCAAGUGGUACAUUCCUCUCCUUGAAAGGAGCUGUGUUAACUUUCUCCUGUAUGGACCGAACUGGCGGAUUAAUGCAGCCACCAUAUGAAGUUUGGAAGGAUCCAAACAGUACCGACGAAAAUGAAAAAUCUUGGAAAAGGAAACUGGUUAUGAACUUCCCCUCGCCAUCACAAGAAACUGGAGAUCAUCAGUAUACAAUAAUAUGCUCAGAAAAACAAGCCAAAGUCUUCUCACUGCCUUCUCAGACUUGCCUUUAUGUUCACAAUAUCACUGAGACAUCUUUUAUACUACAAGCAGAUGUGGUGGUCAUGUGCAACAGUGCCUGUUUGGCAUGCUUUUGUGCCAAUGGGCAUAUCAUGAUAAUGAGCCUCCCUAGUCUUCGCCCAAUGUUGGAUGUGAAUUAUUUGCCACUAACAGACAUGAGGAUAGCACGGACAUUCUGUUUUACUAAUGAAGGACAGGCACUGUACCUGGUCUCUCCUACUGAAAUUCAACGGUUAACAUACAGUCAAGAGAUGUGUGACAAUCUACAGGAGAUGCUAGGGGAUUUGUUUAUUCCCAUAGAGACACCAGAAGCUCAAAAUAGAGGAUUUCUCAAGGGAUUGUUUGGUGGAAGUGGACAAACAUUUGACAGAGAAGAGCUCUUUGGGGAAGCUACAGCAGGAAAAGCAUCACGCAGCCUUGCACAGCACAUUCCCGGACCUGGUGGGAUAGAAGGGGUGAAGGGCGCGGCUGGAGGGGUAAUGGGAGAGCUGACCCGUGCACGGAUUGCGCUUGACGAGAGAGGACAGAGGCUAGGAGAGUUGGAAGAGAAAACUGCAGGAAUGAUGACCAGCGCAGAGGCAUUUUCCAAACAUGCACAUGAGCUAAUGCUGAAAUAUAAGGAUAAGAAAUGGUACCAAUUCUAAACUUCUAAAGAAGCCGUGACUACUUUGAGAAACCAUUAUUCAGGGAAAACAGAUUUAUUCCCAGCAUCAUUUUCAACUGCUAGAAGCCAGUUUCUUCUACACAAUGUUCCAUUAUAGUCCGUCAGAAGUUAUCAUAAGGAAGACUUAUCAGAGACACUACAAACCCAAAGGCUGGAACCCUGGUUGAAAUCCCAAUGGCUGAAUUUGUCUUUUCCUAUGUGAAAUGGAGCUAUCAUCUUGGCAUGUCAUUUGCUAGGAAUUUACUUUUAGGAACUAUGGGGAGUCCUUCUGAUUUGAAAAAUCCUGUACAAACAAAAGCAUUAAUGCACAUAGUGAAAAAAAUAUUUGCAUGAUAAAUUAACAUCUUAAGAGGAAAAGAAAAAAAGCAUGUUGUGACAGAAGCAAAAAAGAUUUAUGGUAAACUAUUUUUUUAAAUUGGGCCACUCCUGACAAUUAGAGUCUUCAUUAGAAGUUAUCCAUGCACUUCAAAUAUAUU